Penicillium bovifimosum is the source of this 198-nucleotide messenger RNA. RefSeq lists its product as uncharacterized. The coding region runs from base 1 to 198 and encodes 65 amino acids. The transcript is spliced from 2 exons. The record is from RefSeq and is a predicted model, not a curated record. NCBI's taxonomy places the organism in Eukaryota, Fungi, Ascomycota, Eurotiomycetes, Eurotiales, Aspergillaceae.
AUGUGUUCCGCCGCUCGUUACAAGAACAACGAUUGCGACUCCGAUGACUCGGGACGUCCCAUCGAGUCCGGCUACCGAUUCAAGAUGACGACCCAUACAGUUACGGGCAUCCGCGAUACGUCGAGGAAGAUUACAGGAUAUGUGACAGGUCCUUAUGAUAUGGAUCAAGCUGAGAAUUCCGUGCUAUCUGUGAACUAG